AUGCAAGGGACCCGUUUGGCAUAUGUAUUUGCCUCCCUAAAUUCUGCCCGACUUGCUCUGGUUGUUCUUUCUUCAGAAUGCAUGAUCUUUCAGCGGGCCGCAGAAGAGCAUGUCUCUAUUGUUGGCGACGAGUCUUGCCUGGCCGAGGAGUUUUUUAUGAAACAGAGGACCUUUCAAUCUCGACUAAGGGACUGGCACGCUGCAUUUAUUGACUUUAUCAAGUCGUCACAGGAGCCCCAUACCAAUGGCGCCGCUCUGCUUCUGACGUAUCAUGCAGCCGCUCGGAUAUUUGUCUCGACCUGUUUGACCCGGAGCGAAAUGAUAUAUGAUGCCUACAUGGCUGACUUUCAGACAAUCGUCGAGCAGUCCAAUUCCUAUAUGGACGCUACUGUGGGUACUGCAGGUGCACAACCACCUUUUACGUUUGAAAUGGGUGCUGGCGCGUCACUCUUCUUAACUGCCUUAAAGUGCCGCGACCGUGCUAUACGACAGAAAGCCCUGGACCUGAUGCGUAGAGCUCCUCCCGUGCAGGGGUUCUACAAGUGCGCGCCUGGUGUAACUCUGGCAGAAAAGGUAUCAGAGCUCGAGGAUGCAUUUAGUCUUACCUUGGCUGAAGAUCGACAUAAUGUCGAUCUUAUUGGCUCGUCCUCAGCGGCGACAGAAGAUGGAGAUAUUAAAAAUAGCGUACUGAAUAGGACCUCUGAUGAAAGUCAUCCGAACCAUGGGAUCGAUACUCGUCCCCAUUGUCCGGAUCGUGUUGUGAGAAUAGGUGCGAAGUAA
Aspergillus tanneri is the source of this 780-nucleotide messenger RNA. RefSeq lists its product as uncharacterized. The record is from RefSeq and is a predicted model, not a curated record. NCBI's taxonomy places the organism in Eukaryota, Fungi, Ascomycota, Eurotiomycetes, Eurotiales, Aspergillaceae. Bases 1 to 780 code for a protein of 259 amino acids. The transcript has a single exon.